AUGUCACGAACAAACAGCCCUGUCGUGCCAGCAACGACAAAAAACUUCAAACAAGAAAUCAUCGCGAUAAAAAACAAAUCAGAAAACAAGUAUUGUGCUGAUUGCUUGGCAACAGAAACAGCAUGGGCAUCUACGAAUUUGGGAGUUUUUGUUUGUAUCAAUUGUUCGGGUGUACAUCGAAGUUUAGGAACUCAUGUGUCAAAAGUCAAAAGUGUCGAGCUCGAUGAAUGGAAUGAUGAAGAACAAUAUGAAAUUAUGAGUCAGGUUGGAAAUGUAGAGGCUAAUGCUUAUUGGGAGUGUAAUUUAUUUCCGUUCGAAAAACCUUCAGCACACGACAAGUAUUCCUUUCGGAAAAAAUUCAUCACAGACAAGUACAUCAAAAAAGCAUACAUUCCAUCUAUGGAAAAUUCAGAUUUCAAACUCGAACGAGAAUUUGACAUUUCUUUGACCAGUAAAAAGGGUCACAUCACAAAACAAGGAGCAAAAAGAAAGAAUUGGAAAAAGAGAUGGUUUGUUCUCCAUGAUGACACUCUUUCCUAUUACAAGAGUCAAACCGAUUCAUAUCCUGCAGGAAGUGUGAAAAUUGAAAUUGACAGUUUGGUCAUGUUUGUCGAUGAAUUUCAAAUCGGAAAAAAGAAUUGUUUUGCAGUUGUCACAAAAAACAGAAAUUACUACAUGUUUUGUGAUUUAGAAGAAGAGGUCAAUGAAUGGGUUUAUGCUCUUCGUGCCAGUGUGUAUUAUGCUAAUUUAAAGAAAGUGUACAAUGAUCCAAGAAAUUUCCUUCGUGGCGAUCAAGCAAAGAGAGUUGAAAAGAAGGGAAUUUUGAAAAAACAAGGAGGCAGUUUUAAGAGUAUCAAAACAAGAUUUUUUGUGCUAAAAGAUAGUACUCUCUCCUAUUAUAAGAGUGAAAAAGAAAUGGAACCAAUUGACUCGAUUGAUUUAAAAGGCACUCGAGUAGAACAAACCAAAAACACAAAAUGUGGGAUUACUUUACACACCGUCGGAAGACAAUACUUUUUCUUGGCAGAAACUGAAAAAGAUCGAGAAGAAUGGAUUGAAGCCAUCAACAACGUCACUAAGGUUCUCAAUGAGGGAGAACUUAUUCAAAAGAAAUCUAUUGCAAUUCAUCAACUGAUUAUCAACAAAAUCAAAGAGGCCAAGAAAGAAAGGGCAAAUGAAAUUUUAGGAGAACAGGUUUCUCCUCAUUCACCCAUGAUGUGGAAAAGUCUCUCAUUCCACCGAUGUCGAAAUCAAUUUUUGGAUCGACUCGAGGAAGGACCUGUCUCUGACGGCAACAUUAAUCCAGUUGAGAGAUUGAAAAGUCUAUUUCAAGAAGGAAAAAUCACGAAUACACGUGGCUCGAGUUUAGGUGAACAUGAAGAUUUAAAUAAUACUCGUGUCUCACUCAUGUAUCCAGAAGGUAUGAAAAUAUUGGGAAUAAUGAAUGAUGAGAAAAAAAUUUCAUUGUUGACACCAUCGUCACCAUCUUCGUCAAGUUCAAAUGGAGCUGUUGGCAUUCCUGGAAAAGCAUCUCUUUUAUCUAAUGUAGACUCGAGUGGUAGUAGCCCUUCUGCUAGCUCUCCUCCUGCGAAUAGUAAUGAACAACCUUACAAAAUUGACGACAUCAAACUUGACAAGCAAAAGAAUCAAAAAAAGGCAAAGAAAGAUCAACUUGUCAUUGAACAUGAUGUGGUUGAUGGAGAUCAUGCCAUGGAAAUUAUGAUUAAGGAUUCUUUUUCAGUGAAGAGAAAUAAUGCAACUGUUCGUGAAUCUGAUGAUUUGGAUGAUUUAGACGAUCUAAUUAAUCACACAGAAAGUGUCAAACUUAAAUAUGACAGUACCAGUGAAGAGGAUGAGGUUUCAAGCGGUGACGAAGUAUCCUCUCGUGUGAAUUCCAAUACUCAAAAAAAAUCUAGCGCUUCAAAUUUAUCCCAUUCGUCAUCCAAAGCUUCUCUUCAAUCCUCGGCAUCCUCUCGAAGAAUUCUUGAUUCAGACUCUGAUGGUUCCGAUCAAGAAAUCUCACUUUCCAAUGUCAAGCCACAAACAAAGAACUCCUCAACAAAGACUACUUCAAAAAUUGUACUCAAACAAGUAAUUGUGUCAUCCGAUGAUGACGAAGAUGAAACUGCCACAGUUGAAGCAACAUUUACUCUUACCCCAGUUGAAACUCCAACUUCUCCAGUAGUUUCAAAAAUCAAAACAAGAAAUGUCACACAAAGAAGUGACAAGGACAAACCAAAGAGAAAGAAGAAACAUCAAACAACAUUCAGAAGAAUGCACACCUUGGUUGAGGAUCAAUUACAAUCGAUUGGUAUUGACGUUGAAUAA
This is a messenger RNA of Naegleria fowleri, 2328 nucleotides long. RefSeq lists its product as uncharacterized. The record is from RefSeq and is a predicted model, not a curated record. Bases 1 to 2328 code for a protein of 775 amino acids. Gene Ontology annotation, molecular function: GTPase activator activity. The transcript has 2 exons. NCBI's taxonomy places the organism in Eukaryota, Heterolobosea, Eutetramitea, Acrasida, Naegleriidae.